Messenger RNA from Mytilinidion resinicola, 3009 nucleotides. Its product is annotated as DNA ligase 1. Lineage: Eukaryota; Fungi; Ascomycota; Dothideomycetes; Mytilinidiales; Mytilinidiaceae. The transcript is spliced from 5 exons. Gene Ontology annotation, molecular function: ATP binding; DNA binding; DNA ligase (ATP) activity. Bases 1 to 2772 code for a protein of 923 amino acids. Gene Ontology annotation, cellular component: nucleus; mitochondrion. The record is from RefSeq and is a predicted model, not a curated record. Gene Ontology annotation, biological process: lagging strand elongation; DNA biosynthetic process; DNA repair.
AUGCCUCCGAAGCAGGCCACCCUCGGCAAGUUCUUUGGCCGCACCGACGGAACUAAGCCUACGCCCCAGCAGUCGAAGCUGUCUUUCUCAACCAAAUUGAAGAAGCCUGCUGCGAAGGAGAAUACCAACGGAGACGCCAAUGAUCAGCCAGGGGAGGAGCAUAAUGGAGGAUCACCGGCAAGAUCAGAGUCUGAUGGCAAUGUAUUGAUGGUAGAUGCGGAGGAAGCGAUAUCAGGCGAAAAUUGGAAGAAGCGCGCAGCCAGAGAGGAAGAGUCUUCUGAAGACGAACCACCGGUCCAGCGGCGGCGCAAAAAGGCGAAGCCUCAAUCGAAGCCUCAAUCAAGCUCCACCCCGAAGACAAAAGCCAAACCAGCCAACGCGAAAUCCGCUCCAGCCAAGCAGAGAGUGAAGUCAAACGGAGUGACUCCGGCUCAGAAUGGCAAAGCAAAGCAAGAGCCCAAGGAAGAAAGCGAAGACGAUGAGGAUAUUAACGUGAAGCCCAAGAGCUUGGCGUCUAAGAAGACCUCGCCUAAGGAUGAGACAGAAGACGUAGAGGAUGUCAAGGUGAAGCCGAAGGUCUCGGCAUCCAAAAAGACUCCUGUGAAGAAUGAGCCAGAAGACGAGAGUAAAUCCGUGAACGAGUCGGAGCCCGAGGAGGAAUCGUCAGACGAAGACGAGAAGCCAGAAGUCGCCGCCAAGGCUCGACAGAAGGUUCAAUCGACGCUCACGUCUAUUGGAAAGGAUCCAUAUCCAGACUGGAAAGCUGGAGACCCCGUGCCGUAUGCUGCUCUCUGCACCACUUUCUCGAAGAUUGAGAUGACGACAAAACGACUCGAGAUCCAGGCCCAUUGCUCGCUCUUCCUACGCCAAGUUCUGCGUCUGACUCCGACAGACUUGCUGCCGACUAUUCUACUCAUGAUCAACAAAUUGGCGGCCGAUUUUGCUGGUGUUGAGUUAGGUAUCGGGGAGUCGUUGAUUAUGAAAGCCAUUGGCGAAAGCACUGGCAGGAGCCUCAGUGUCAUCAAAACCGAUCAGAAUGAGAUCGGUGAUCUUGGCCUAGUCGCAGCGAAGAGUAGGUCGAACCAAGGGACACUGUUCAAGCCGAAGGCUCUCACCGUCAGGGGUGUACACGAAGGCCUAAUGGCUAUCGCUACGAUAGAAGGACAGGGUUCGCAGAGCAACAAGGUCGCGGGUAUCAAGAAGCUACUCUCAGCUGCUGACGCUCAUCUCACUGGAAAAGGUAGCAAGGGCGUGGAUAUAACGAAGGAUAAGGGUGGUCCUAGCGAGGCAAAAUUCAUUGUCCGAACUCUAGAGGGCAAAUUGAGGUUGGGUCUGGCCGAAAAGACGGUGCUCAUUUCUCUCUCACAGGCCAUGGUCUUCCAUGAGACAGCAGCCAAGGGAGAUACAAUUCCUUCUACGGACAAAUUGGCCAAGGGCGAGAAGAUUUUGAAGUCUGUCUAUAGCGAGCUGCCGAGCUACGAAGUCAUUAUCCCAGCGAUGCUAGAACACGGCCUCGAUAAUCUCCCGGACAAUUGCAAGCUUCAACCCGGCGUUCCGUUGAAGCCUAUGCUUGCGAAACCGACGAAAUCUAUCACGGAGGUUCUUGAUCGUUUCGAUGGAAAGCAAUUUACCUGCGAGUACAAGUACGAUGGAGAGAGAGCUCAGAUACACUUCGUGGCGCACGACACUGCUCAGGAGUACGCAACUGCAACCGCCAUUUCAUCCGCUGGAAAGAGUUCAAAGGGCAUUGCGAACAUCUUCUCCCGCAACUCUGAGGAUCUUUCCAAAAAGUAUCCGGAUAUCCUGGGAAAGUUACCAACCUGGGUCAAAGACGGGACUAAGAGCUUCGUCCUUGAUUGUGAGACGGUGGCAUGGGAUAUGGUUGAAAAGAAGGUGCUGCCGUUCCAGCAGUUGAUGACUCGGAAACGCAAAGACGUCAAGACGGAGGAUAUCAAGGUCAAAGUCUGCGUCUUUGCCUUCGAUAUGCUGUUCUUAAAUGGCGAGCCUCUUGUCAACAAACCAUUCCGGGAGCGUAGAGAACUCCUUCAUGCUUCCUUCGUCGAAACCGAGGGCGAAUUCGCUUUUGCCAAAUACGGCGACAGCAACGAGCUGGAGGAGAUCCAGGUCCUCCUCGAAGACAGCGUAAAGGCAGGAUGCGAAGGUUUGAUGGUCAAAAUGUUGAAUGGAGCAGAGAGUAGCUAUGAGCCUAGCAAGCGCAGUCAAAAUUGGCUGAAGGUCAAGAAAGACUACCUCGCUGGCGUCGGCGACUCACUCGACCUCGUCGUUUUGGGAGCCUACUACGGCAAGGGCAAACGCACUUCCUGGUACGGCGCCUUCCUCCUCGCCUGCUACAACCCAUCCACCCAGCUCUACGAAUCCGUCUGCAACAUCGGCACCGGUUUCUCCGAAGCCAUCCUCGAGGAGUUGCACACCGAGCUCAGCCAGCUCGUCAUCGAUCGGCCGAAACCCUUCUACUCGCACUCUGCCGGCAACAAGGACCAGCCGGACGUCUGGUUCGAGCCACGCGAGGUGUGGGAGAUCAAGACGGCCGAUCUGACGCUCUCGCCGCGGUACAAGGCGGCUGUGGACCAGCUAGGCGGGAGCGGUGGCGGGAAGGGGAUUAGUCUGAGGUUCCCACGGUUCAUCAAGCGCAGGGACGACAAGAAGCCGGAUCAGGCUACUAGCAGUCGGAUGGUGGCGGAGAUGUAUCAGAAGCAGGAGGGUGUGGGUGGGAAGAAGGGGCCGGCUGUUGAUGAUGAUUUCGAGUAUUAGGGUGUACGAGGGCUAUGGGUAGGAGGUGAAAGGGUCGGGUGCUCGUGGGAAAGGGGCACGGUAAACAAGAAAAGUCGUGGCGUUUCAAGAGAUAUGCAUGCAUUUGUUGUUAAGGUGGGCGGGUUAGUUUUGCGAGCGUUUCUUAUGCCACUGUGGCUGACGGCGAUGGUGCAUCAGGGGGCUAGGAUGUGGUUUUAGUUAACGGGAAAUACGUACUACAUACGACUUCUUCACUCU